This is a messenger RNA of Talaromyces atroroseus, 1083 nucleotides long. RefSeq lists its product as hypothetical. The record is from RefSeq and is a predicted model, not a curated record. The coding region runs from base 1 to 1083 and encodes 360 amino acids. The transcript has a single exon. Lineage: Eukaryota; Fungi; Ascomycota; Eurotiomycetes; Eurotiales; Trichocomaceae. Gene Ontology annotation, molecular function: catalytic activity.
AUGCCCACCCUCCGCGCAGCAGUGUGCCAUGUCGCACCGGUCUUCCUCUCAGCCAAAGCAACGACUGAGCGCGCCAUCGCGCUCAUCCAGGAAGCAGCGCGCCACAAAGCCAACCUGGUCGUCUUCCCCGAAAGCUAUAUCCCGGCAUUUCCAAUCUGGAGUUCCAUCUUACCACCCACCGACAACCAUGACUUCUUCAAACGCAUGGCCCAAGAAUCCGUGUAUGCCGACGGCGAGGAGAUCCGUGCUAUCCAGGCUGUUGCACGCGCGACAAACACCAUGGUGAGCAUCGGCUUCUCUGAGAAGACGCGAUUCAGUACAGCGACAUUGUACAAUUCCAACAUUAUUAUUAGCGAAAAGGGAGAAGUGGUGGUGCAUCAUAGAAAGUUGAUGCCGACGUUUUUCGAGAAGCUAACCUGGUCGCCCGGUGACGGGCAUGGCCUGAGGGUCUACGAAUCCGAGCAGGGAUAUGGCAAAAUUGGGAACCUUAUCUGUGGCGAAAAUACCAAUCCGCUGGCGAGAUAUACACUUAUGGCGCAAGGGGAGCAGGUGCAUAUCUCUACCUGGCCGGCUAUAUGGCCUACUCGUGCGACGACAGCGGGCGACGUAUCUCCCAAGAAUUACGAUAAUGUCGCAGCAAAUAGAACCCGAGCUGCGGCACAUUGUUUUGAGGCCAAGGCCUUUGGAAUUCUCAGUGCUGGGUUUUUGGAUCAGCAGACAAUCGAGCUGAUUGCUUCUGGCUCUAAGAACCCAGAAUUUGUGACUGAGGUGCUCAAGGCAUCUCCGCAAGGUCCAACAAUGUUUCUGGAUCCUACAGGCAAGCAGAUUGAGUCUGCUUGUAUUGUAGAUGGUGGAAAGCAGGUCGAGACAAGCCAGUUGACCGACCGUGAGGGAAUUUUGUAUGCGGAUUUGGAUCUGGAUGAGACGAUUGAGGGCAAACAGUAUCACGAUGUGGUCGGUGGAUAUCAGCGGCUUGACGUGUUUAAUGUGAAAGUCGACCGUUCUCGACGGAACCCAAUCUCUUUCGUGGAGGAUCAAAACAGCAGGGAGGAGAGAAAGGAGACCGAAACUGUUGAAUUGUGA